This is a messenger RNA of Sinocyclocheilus grahami, 1682 nucleotides long. RefSeq names its product LIM domain-containing protein 1-like. Gene Ontology annotation, biological process: response to hypoxia; negative regulation of hippo signaling; cytoskeleton organization. Lineage: Eukaryota; Metazoa; Chordata; Actinopteri; Cypriniformes; Cyprinidae. Gene Ontology annotation, molecular function: transcription corepressor activity. The transcript has 2 exons. The record is from RefSeq and is a predicted model, not a curated record. Bases 513 to 1682 code for a protein of 389 amino acids. Gene Ontology annotation, cellular component: adherens junction; transcription regulator complex; P-body.
GUCUCUUUCAAGUACAAGCUCUCUAAACCGCUUAAAACGUUCGCUUGGUUAUUUAGCAUGGGGAUCCGUGAGAAUAAACUGCACGCGGAUCAUUUUCUCUCUCUCUUAGCGCGCUCGUGAACUGCAGAAAACAGAGUCUCGCGCUUCUUCGUUCAGAGUCGCUCGGUCUCUCUCUGUGAGGAGUUCACCGACGAGCAGCUUAACCUCGCUCUCGGCCACUGUGGGGUUUAGUUCGUUACAUUGUAGAGUUUCAGCCGAGUUUCAUUCAAUUUACACGGAGAGCUGCCUCCGAAAGUCACGCUUGGUCACUUGUUUUUGCGGGUCGGCUAUUUUAGUGGAUUUAAGCUGUAUCGUGUGAUGUUGUCUGUGUGGAAACCUAAUCUCUUCUCUUGGCUUUUGCAGUUCUAAGUGAUCUUAUUCGUGGCUUUUCACAGGUGAAUGAGUUUGAGCAGCUGUUCCCCGUUUAAAAACUUACUUUCUGAGUCUUUCCGUGCGCGUUUCCAGUUGCAGACAUGGAUAAAUACGGGGAUUUGGGACUUGAGGCGAGUAAAUUCAUCGAGGACUUGAACAUGUAUGAAGCAUCGAAGGACGGCUUAUUUCGCGUGAAGAGAGAUGCGGGUAACAACCCGGAUUUUGAAGAAACCAGGAAAGUUUUUGCCUCAAAAAUGGCUAAAAUACACAUGCAGAAGCAGCAAGAGGAGAUGGCAAGAAACAGUCUGGCAGCAAGGAUCAAUGGAAGUCAUUCGAAAGUAUCAGAUAACUCAUUUUACACCAAAGACAGACCACCCAUCAAUGGUUAUAGACAGGUUGGUGAAGCAGCAGCCAAACCACCCAUCAUGUCUGGGCCAGUGGUUGGCACUGCCAGUGUGACUCCAUACAUAUUUUACGAAGGACAAAAACACCAUUCGGUCAUCUUACAUGAUGGAUCCAGCAACAGGGCUUAUGACAUUAAGGAGACUGGGAAUGCUGUUAACCCAAUACCAGUGCCAGCGCGAUCGGCACCCUCUACCAGCCCCCCUGGCACAUGGGCGUCAAGAAGCGGUUACCCGUCUCAGACGCCAUCGUCUCCUUUCUCGAACAGUUCCUCCUCUUCUAGCUCACCUGGAGCGGGUCAGAAUUAUUCCCCAGUGUCUCAGGGAUUCCCUCAAACAGGGAAGUCUCCCUCUCAGUCGCCCACAGGAACAUACAGGGAUGCAUAUCACCAGCCUCAACAAGUUAGCCCUGGGCAGCACUGCCAACCAGACUCUGCCCUUUGGUCUGCCAGUGGACCGACAUAUCAAAAUGGGGGAGCUCAUAAUACUGGCACCCCCUCCGCUACCCAUGUGACCCAACCUCCAUUGUCCCAUGCAGGGAAGCAAGGUGAGCCACCCCAACCCAAGAGCACUGCACCCGGUAACACAUCAGUGCCCGCUUCUACACCGGCGGCCCCUGUUGAGUCGCCCCAUGAUGAGUCUUCCAGCCCUUCUCGUGCGCUCAAGCUGCCAUGCCAGACCCUCCAUGUACAGACAGAUCAGGGGCCAUCUGCGGCUGAAAUCAAAUUAGAAGCUCUAACUGAACGCCUGGAAAAGGAGAUGGACGCCCAGCCAAAGGCUGAGUACUUUGAUUCAAGCGGAGACACUGAAGGAUGUUUCGACAUACACCUGUGUCGUGUUGAUGCGCUCUGGAUGCGGAGUUGGCAGUAA